Molecule: messenger RNA, 804 nt
Organism: Oikopleura dioica
Lineage: Eukaryota; Metazoa; Chordata; Appendicularia; Copelata; Oikopleuridae
Source: the annotation of a GenBank genome assembly
AUGGGCUUGCUCGAUGAAUGCGAAGAGCUCUUUGGCUCUGAAAAUCUUUUUGAAAUUUUCAAAAUAGAGGAACCUAAGACCGCGACCGAGUCGCAAAUCAAAAAGGCCUACUACAAACUCAGUCUCAAAUACCAUCCAGACAAGGCGAACGAAAAUGAGAGAGAGGCUCAUACGAAAAAGUUUCAAGUUCUCUCCAAGAUUCAUCAGAUUUUGAGUGACAAGCAAAAACGAGAGCUUUACAUUGAGACGGGCGAAAUCGAUGACGAUGGACCUGGCCUUGAUCCCGACUCAGACUGGGUCGACUACUGGAGACAGCUCUACCCGAAAAUUACGCUCGAACAGAUCAAUAAGUUCACAGAAGAUUACCAAGGCUCCGAAGAAGAGCGAACUGAUCUUUUGGAUGCUUACAAAAAACACAAGGGAAAGAUGGGCAAAAUCAUGGAGGAGAUCCCCGCCUCCACUUUUGAAGACGAAGACCGUUUUGCGGAAAUCAUCAAACAGGCGAUCAAAGACAAGGAAGUGAAAUCCUACAAGGCGUUUACAAACGAGUCCGCUGCAUCAAAGAAGGAGCGUCGAGAUGCUGCGCUAGAAGAAAAAGAAGAAGCCGAACAACAUGCCAACGACCUUGGAAUCGGAAAAACCAAUAACACCGAUGAUCUGGCGGCGAUGAUUCUUGCUAGAGGAAAAGCGCGCACAUCAUUCCUUGACGAUCUUGAAGCGAAAUACGCUCCCAAGCCUAAGAAGGGAAAGGCUGGCAAAGAGAACAAGGCAAAAGCCAAGAAGACCCGCGCCAAAAAGACAUAA